UUAAAAUAUUUCAAAUAAAACCUCGAAGUUAUUGCUAUCAACGAUGGACAAUAUGUUAUGAUGCGAAUAAAGAUACGUUUCGAUUGGACAGACUUAGCAAACAUCCCUAUCUCCGUUGACCAAUGAAAAAGUUUCACGUUUGACGUUUCCCUCUGUACAUAUAUAUCCUCAAACUGCUGAGGAUGCUUUUUUCUACGAUGCUCCACAAAAACAUUAUGUGUUGAUCAUAUAAUUUCGUGUUUGUUCAUCAAUUAUUACUUUACUCCAAUAAAUUGUCAUAGGAAUUAGAAGAUAAGCUAAAAUUUGAGUAAAUAUCGGUGUUUAUCGUCGUAAAUUUUACAUACCCAUGAAGCCACGAAUUGUCGAACGUAUAGAGAAUAAAUUUAACAAAUGUCAGCGCGAAUUACGCUUUUAAACUACGAAACGAUCAUUAAAGAAGGAAGAGAAAGAAGAAUCGCAAUAAAAAAUGCAGUGUGUGACAAAAAGAGGGCAAGUUUGUGACGAAGGAUGGGACGAAGAAGCAAAUGAUAUAGCAAAUAAUCAAGCUGACUUCUAUCGUCACACUGAAAUCGCAAGAAUUCCACGAACCAUGGGUUCAAUGGAUUUUCUGAGCAGUGACGAAAGUUCGGAAAGAAAAGUUCAUGAUCUGCGAUCAGUUUUGGAAAGGGAUCCUGCCGCUGCUGAUUUAAAGUGGUCGCUAUUCGUAGCUGCUUGUAACACAUAUCGACACAAUACUUGUCUCAUGCCAUUUCCCCCUAUGUAUACGGAAAGAGAGGGCAAGGAUAUCGAGGCUCUGAGAGAAGCCAUAGAGGUAAUCCCACCUUUGGCCAUAGUAUUCCAGCAACUGAACGAAAUCAACGUUUACGAUAGAUAUGGGAAGACUAUCGAUCUCUUACAUUGGGUUUUGGUACAGUCAAGAGAUCCGUACAUCACGAGCGUCUGCAGAAAAUCUUACGAAUCGGUAUUACGAAAAGUACCAUCUGAAAUGGCGAUACAAGGACCAAAUUUGAUAUUUCAAAUAGCGAGUGCUAAACAUUCCAUUCGUGAGGAAAAGUGGCGAGCUGCUUCUCAAGGUUUUUCAACGUUUUACGCUUACCACGGCAGCCGAUUGGAAAAUUUCUAUUCUAUUAUACAUUACGGCAUACAGAAAAGCAUGUGCAAGACUGGAUUGUUUGGCAAUGGAAUAUACUUAUCGAGCGAACUGGGCGUAAGUUUACCGUACAGUCCCGUCGGCUAUGGAUGGGGUGGUAGCAUUUUGGGUAGCGAACUCAGUUGCGUUGCUCUCUGUGAGGUUAUUAAUCACCCUGACGUAAAACGCGGUGACGCAGGAGACGAUGGAAGAAACAUUGCUGAAGAUUCGGAAGGCGGAAAAAUUCCAAACAAAUAUUAUCUCGUACAAAACAGCGAUCUAGUCAGAAUACGUUAUCUCCUUGUCUACAGUCAAGGUUUCUCGAGAUCCAAGAAUGCGAAAAAUCAGGGGCUUGUAGGUUGGUUCAAACGCAACAAAAUGCUGACUUUUGUUCUUGGUUACGUGGUGCUACUAGCUUCGGUUGGUCUGAGCCAGAACAAGAACAUUGAAAAAUUUUGCAGACUGUUAAGUCAGAAAAUUGGAUUGUAGGAGUAUAAGGCAAAAGUAAAACAAUUUUUUUAUAACUGUAAUAAUUCAACUUGAAACAUCGUGCAUCAGUGAUAAGAUGCACUUUAAAUCUGAGAUACUUACGAAGCUCUUGACGUACAGCUUUUUUCCCAAGAAAACGACUUUAUGGAUUUUCUAGAGAAUCUAUACAAUUUAUUUGUAAUCCAAAGCGUUUAGGUAUGAAAUACAAGAUUUUUGUUUUCGCAA
Messenger RNA from Venturia canescens, 1843 nucleotides. RefSeq names its product Poly(ADP-ribose) polymerase 16. The transcript is spliced from 7 exons. Lineage: Eukaryota; Metazoa; Arthropoda; Insecta; Hymenoptera; Ichneumonidae. The record is from RefSeq and is a predicted model, not a curated record. Gene Ontology annotation, cellular component: membrane; endoplasmic reticulum tubular network; nuclear envelope. Gene Ontology annotation, biological process: endoplasmic reticulum unfolded protein response. The coding region runs from base 467 to 1618 and encodes 383 amino acids. Gene Ontology annotation, molecular function: NAD+ poly-ADP-ribosyltransferase activity; kinase binding; protein serine/threonine kinase activator activity.